Messenger RNA from Cygnus atratus (black swan), 1937 nucleotides. RefSeq names its product sperm acrosome associated 9 (gene SPACA9). Lineage: Eukaryota; Metazoa; Chordata; Aves; Anseriformes; Anatidae. The transcript has 3 exons. Gene Ontology annotation, cellular component: acrosomal vesicle; ciliary base; sperm flagellum. Bases 4 to 735 code for a protein of 243 amino acids. The record is from RefSeq and is a predicted model, not a curated record.
AACAUGAACGAGGUAAAGGAGGCUCUAAGAACCGUAGAACAGCACUACAAGCUCUUCCUGCAGCAGCAGUUCACAUUUAUCGCAGCGCUGCAACACACCCGAGAGAACGCGCACGACACGAUCAGACCCGUGGCGAGCAUCAGCCAGGUCCAGUCCUACAUGGACCAUUACUGUAACAAUUCCACGGACAGGCGCAUCCUCAACAUGUUCCUAAACAUCUGUAAUGACCUCAGCAAGCUCUGCCACAAGCUGGAAGCCGUGCAUCCUGGUAACAGCACAACCAAUGGCAUUUUGGAAAGAUGCAAGCUGCUCCUUAGCCACAGCAAUGAUCUGAGCACCAUCCGAGCUAAGUAUCCCCAUGAUGUUGUGAACCACCUGAGCUGUGAUGAGGCCAAGAAUCAUUACGGAGGGGUGGUGAGCCUCAUCCCCAUCGUCCUAGACUGCAUGAAGGAGUGGCUGUCCCACACGGAGAAGCUGCCGCGGCACGUGCUGCGUAAUGUGAGUGGUAGAAGUGCUCUCUCUGAGAAGAGGGCACCCGAGGAUGAACCGGCUAGGGCAGCCAUUUCCCAAAACCCACCUUCUGUCCACCCUGAAGCUCAGACCUCAAUUAGUAACAAAGAUUGUGUACAAGUGCAGGGGAGUAAGCAUGUCAGAAAGAAGCACCCGAAUGACACAGAAAAUCACAAUGGGAAACUGAAAAGUCCCUGGAAACCACCUGGUAGACAUGCCUUUUAAGGGAUGGAAGUUCAUGCAUCUCCUGCUUUCCACCUUUAAUCAGGUGGCUGAUUAAAAUCAGUGAAAUGAAUACUAGAGGUCCAAGUUCUGAAGAGUCAGUCCUGUCAGCUAGGCUUUGACAGAUACGUAUUCCGCUCUCCCUUGCUGUAAUUUCCUCUCUCCUCCUAAAAGUCAUAUCCCAGCAGCAGGAGCUGUACCCCACACGGUCGCUUUCACAAGCAUUGUGGUGAGAGCAGGGAAUAAUCAGGAGUAAUCAGGUUCUAAUCACAGAUACAAAUCUCAGGCAAGCUACCCAAAGCAGGAUUUUACAGACUUUCUCAGACUUCUUUCUGAGAAAUAGCCACUCACUCUCCAAAGGUGGAGGUGUGAAUAACCAGCAUGUUUGAAGAACAUGAUGCAGAGAAGCAAAAGCCUCUCAAUAAGGACUCAGAAGCGUCUCUGACAUUCACACCGGGCUUAUCACUAAAGUUCCCUCGCCCCAGCUGAUCCCAUUGAAAUUGUCUGGUCUAUGGACCAAAGAAUCAGCGUUUACAGGACCCCAAUGAUGUCUCCUUUGGGCACCAUUGGCUACAGAAAAGGCCAGCAUGCUUUAGCUACACUGACCGGGCUCUGCUAGAUUCUUGCAGGUUCUCUCACACCAUCACCAACCAGCACACACCACGCAGAACAUUUUCCCUUAUGCCUGCUUUGACUCCUUUGCUGUUAGCAGCUAGAGAUAUAAAGGAGGACAGCCUUCAUUUUGCACCUAGUUUGGUGUAUUGACAAUAUCCCAACCUGAAUAAACGCCCCCUUCCUCCCCAGGCCUCUGCAAAGCUAACAGGAAGUCUUUUCCAUUAAAUGUGAUUCGGGGAAUCUAGGGGGAGCAGAGAGAUUGAGCUGUGGCCAUUUUCAGAUGGUUCCUUUUUAAACUGCAAACUAAAAUGUCUUUCCGCUUUUUCAAGAAAAGAAUCUAGCUUAUUUUUCAAGGAUGUGAUGAUGCCUAAUUAAUUAAAACUGGAAGGCAUUUAAAAUAGUCUCGUGCUGCUUUUAUAACAGCACUUUGCAAUUCCAACACAAUGACUUGAUACCAGUGCUGAAAACAGCUUGCUUUCCAGCCUGCUUAGGGAGGGUAAGCAGAGUCGCAGGCUCUCCCCCACUCCCUGCAGCUGAUAUGCACCUUUUGUGGUGCUUUUCUUCAAGCACAGUUAACUACAAACUUAGGA